AUGGAAUAAUCUUUUGGUAAAUACAAAGUAAAGCAGACGUUGAAUAGUGGAUCCUUUGGCACAGUUUUUUUAGCAGAAGAUGAAAAUGGCAAGUUGUUUGCGAUUAAAAGACUUCAAGACGACAACAAGUAGCUUUUAGAAACAGAAUUAACAGCUUUAAAAAGUAUUAAAGGAGAAAAUAUAGUUGAAAUGGUUGAAUUUUUCUAUGAUCAACAUACUCAAUUACCAUUGAUAGUUAUGGAGUAUUGCGAUUAGGGAGACCUUCGUGAUUACUAAUGUACUAAAAUGCAUUGUAUUUUCAAUGAAGAUGAAGCCCUCUCUAUUUUCGCUUAAAUAUUAUAGGGUUUCAAAAGUAUUCACGAAAAAGGUUUUAUUCAUCGUGAUUUGAAGGAAAGAAAUAUUCUGAUGAAAAAUAAUGUUGCAAAAAUAUCAGAUUUUGGAUUAGCGAAACAAUUAAGCUUUAACUAGUUGACUAAAUCUCGUUGUUGGACUCUACCUUAUGCAGCUCCUGAGAUUUUAUAAGGACUGUCAUACAACUAUAAGGUGGACAUAUGGUCAUUAGGAGUUAUUUUAUUUAGAAUGCUUUUCAAUAGUUUUCCAUUUGGAUGCUAUAGUAGCGAUGUAGUAUAACUUUAAGCUAUAAACUAAUGCUUCGUUAGUGAUGUAUUUACAAUUAGUAAGACAAAGAGAAAAUUUACUUAAGAUAUUUCAGUAGAGUGCGUUGGUAUAUUUAGAAAGAUUUUUGUUACAGACUGCGAUAAGCGUAUAGGUUUUAAAGAACUUUAUGAUGAACCAAUUCUUUAGAAGUAUUUAAAAAAUGAAAAGGAUCACAAAUCUUUUUACAAAAAUGACUUCGAUAAGAUCAUGGUACUUCAAAGCAGAUAUACCUCUUCAAAUCACAUUGGAGAUUAAGGAAAUGACGAAGAAGUUAGAUAAAAUAUGAUGAUGUCAGUAAACAAAUUGCAAUAAUUUGCUUCGAAGUUAGCAUAAAACAAAUAGUAACAAGUUGAUAAGAAAGAAGAAUAAUUUAAAAUCUACUUAGAAUGUUUGAAUUAGUAUUUCUUUUUAAUAGAAUCCUUGAAUUAUUUUGCAGAAGAUAUCGUCUUCUAACACUCUAUUUGUGAUGAACUCAAUGUAGGACUUUAGUUCUUUAUUACUAAAAAUAUCCUCUACUAUAUUAGAGGUUUAAGAGAUAUACUACAGUCGAAAGACAAUAUCUUUUAAAUCAAGAAUGUUGACUGGCCUUAGUAUGUGAGUUCCAAGACCUACAACAAUUUAAUUAACAAUGUCAAAAAUGAUGAAAAGAAAUGGUUUGCUCUUUUUAAGGACUAGUACGAAAAGAUAACCAACUUACCUAAUUAAAAGUUCUUCUAAAACAUAGCAGCAUAUAUUACUGAAGAAGUAGAUAAGUAUGAAAAUCUAGAAACCUAUCACAAUAAGUUACCAGAUUCAAUAAAAUUGCCUUUAAGAGCAGUAGUUAUGACUUGUUACAAAAAUAUAAGAACCAUAAUUGAUGAUAAAAUAGCCAAAAAGUAAAAAUUUGUUAAAUUUGAAAAAGAUAUCUACGGCCGCACCUUGGGAAGACUGAUUUUUAUUGCUGCUUGGAAUAGAAUUUAUAACAUAUCUCAUUCAUAGCAAGGUGCCCCACUUCUCCCCAAGAUAUCAAUAUUCAAAGGAUAGCAAUCUAAUUCUCCUAAAGAUAAGUCUGCUCCUUCAACACCAGCCUUUAAAGAUACUAACAAAAACAAAAAUGUUCCCUAAUAAUUUGAAUAUCUUUAUAUCUGGUUAAGUGAAGUUCAAUUUGAAGAAAUUGAGCCAGAAAUAAAUGGAAUUGUUAAUAAAUAUUUCCCAUUUGUUUUGGAAAAUGACUUUAACUUUUUAUGA
Molecule: messenger RNA, 1884 nt
Organism: Tetrahymena thermophila SB210
Lineage: Eukaryota; Ciliophora; Oligohymenophorea; Hymenostomatida; Tetrahymenidae
Product: Serine/Threonine kinase domain protein
Exons: 2
Biological process (GO): protein autophosphorylation; autophagosome organization; peptidyl-serine phosphorylation
Cellular component (GO): autophagosome; cytoplasm
Molecular function (GO): protein serine/threonine kinase activity; ATP binding
Source: RefSeq, a predicted model, not a curated record